CCGGCCCGUGCGCCCGCCCGGACGGCGCGCCGCCAAGCCGGUGCUGACGUGGGGGUCCUGCCGCGAAGCGCUCGGAAUGGUCGUUUCUGCUUUCCAGGACCUCAGAACGGAGCCACUCAGGAGACGCCUAUGCCCGUGAAGUGAAGGCCCUGCCGUCCUCGCAUCCGGAGACGCCGCUGCCUCACCCCGCGGGAGGGCAGGACCAGCGCGGCCACGAUGAACGUGACCAGUUUAUUUUCCUUCACCAGCCCGGCUGUGAAGAGGCUGCUCGGGUGGAAGCAGGGCGACGAGGAGGAGAAGUGGGCCGAGAAGGCCGUGGACGCCCUGGUGAAGAAGCUGAAGAAGAAGAAGGGCGCCAUGGAGGAGCUGGAGAAGGCGCUGAGCUGCCCCGGGCAGCCCAGCAACUGCGUCACCAUCCCCCGAUCGCUGGACGGCCGGCUGCAGGUGUCCCACCGCAAGGGGCUGCCCCACGUCAUCUACUGCCGCGUGUGGCGCUGGCCCGACCUGCAGAGCCACCACGAACUGAAGCCCCUGGAGUGCUGCGAGUUCCCCUUCGGCUCCAAGCAGAAGGAGGUGUGCAUCAACCCCUACCACUACAAGCGGGUGGAGAGCCCCGUUCUUCCUCCAGUGCUGGUUCCAAGACACAGUGAAUAUAACCCUCAGCAUAGCCUCUUAGCUCAGUUCCGUAACCUAGGACAGAACGAGCCUCACAUGCCACUCAACGCCACUUUUCCCGAUUCUUUCCAGCAACCCAACAGCCAUCCAUUUCCUCAUUCUCCCAACAGCAGUUACCCAAACUCUCCUGGGGGCAGCAGCAGUACCUACCCUCAUUCUCCCACCAGCUCGGACCCAGGAAGCCCUUUUCAGAUGCCAGCCGAUACGCCCCCACCUGCUUACCUGCCCCCUGAAGAUUCCAUGACCCAGGACGGCUCUCAGCCAAUGGACACAAAUAUGAUGGCACCUUCACUGCCCUCAGAAAUCAACAGAGGAGAUGUUCAGGCGGUUGCUUAUGAAGAACCAAAACACUGGUGCUCCAUUGUCUACUAUGAGCUCAACAAUCGUGUGGGCGAAGCAUUCCAAGCCUCCUCUACGAGUGUGCUGGUGGAUGGUUUCACUGAUCCUUCCAACAACAAGAACCGUUUCUGCCUUGGGCUGCUCUCCAACGUUAACCGGAAUUCCACUAUUGAAAACACAAGGCGGCAUAUCGGAAAAGGCGUUCACCUUUAUUAUGUUGGAGGGGAGGUAUAUGCCGAGUGCCUGAGCGACAGCAGCAUCUUUGUGCAAAGUCGGAACUGCAACUAUCAUCAUGGAUUUCACCCCACGACAGUUUGCAAGAUCCCUAGUGGGUGUAGUUUGAAAAUUUUUAAUAACCAAGAAUUUGCUCAGUUAUUGGCACAGUCGGUGAACCAUGGCUUCGAGACAGUCUACGAGCUCACAAAAAUGUGUACUAUACGAAUGAGCUUCGUGAAGGGCUGGGGAGCAGAAUACCACCGCCAGGAUGUCACUAGCACCCCCUGCUGGAUUGAGAUCCAUCUGCACGGCCCCCUCCAGUGGCUGGAUAAAGUUCUCACUCAAAUGGGUUCACCUCAUAACCCCAUUUCAUCUGUGUCUUAAACGGCCUCAGGCUUCUGCCUCUUGAAAACUAUUGAGCCUUGCAUGUACUUGAAGGAUGGAUGAGUCAGACACAAUCGAGAACUGACAAAGGAGCCUUGAUAAUACUUGACCUCUGUGACCAACUGUUGGAUUCAGAAAUUUAAAAAAAAAAAAAAUGAAAAAAACCUUUGGUGAAAUACUGUUGAUAUCAAGAACCUGUUUAGUUUACAGUGUAACAUUCUAUUGUAAAAUCGGUGAAAAUGCAGACUUUUAGCAGGACUUUGUGCAUAGUUAGAGGGGAGAUGGCCAGGCCAGGGACAAAUCAGCUGUUGGAAGACAGUCCUAAGAGCUUCUUGUUUGGCACUUUAAGGUCAUCAUUGGGCAGAAGUUCAGCAUUAAUAGUCUUUCUGAUGUGUGUUUUUAUCAGGUAGAGUCUUCUCAUGGGUUUUCAUAAUAUUUUAAAACUGUUUGUUUAGUAAUGGUUUUUUUGUUAUUUUUUUAAGUAAAGGUUAAUCUGAAUGAUAAACAUGGUAAUCUUUCUAAAAUUGUAUGCUGACCAUACUGCUGUCAGAAUAAUGUUAGGCAUAUGCUCUUUGCUAAAUAUAUAUGUACAGAAUAUUUGGAAGUUAAGAAUUGAUUAGACUAGUGGAUUUAGUAUGGGGGGGGUGGGGGGAGAGGGAAAUGACAACCGCAAAUGUAGAAUAUACUGUAAAAAAUUCAGUUUUUUGCUUUAAAAAAACUGAUGUCUGAGUUUUGCUGUGUUUCAAUUUUAUAGAGAUUUUAUCCUACUUUUUUUUUUUUUGGCAUCUUCUAUCCAUCCUCUAAAAAAGCAGUUAUGCAGCUGGUUAAUUCAUGUAACUGUGAGAGCAAAUGAAUAAUUCCUGCUAUUUGAAAUUGACUGUCUAUAUGUUUUAAUACCAAUUGUAUGGAGUGCUUGGAUUUAAUAAGCAGUUUUUAUGGAGUUUACAGUACAGAAAUAGGCUUUAAUUUUCAAGUAAAUUGUUUGCCAAACCUAGUAACUGUUAAAUAUUUGGAGGAUUUAAAGAACAUCUCUGUUUAAAUCCAUUUCACACUUUUUUAAUUUUUUUGUACUAUGUUUGGUUUUAUUUUCUUCUGCUAAUCUUUUAUAUUCACUUAUGCUCUCAUACAGAGUACUUUUAUUCCAAAACUAGUGGGUUUUCUCUACUGGAAAUUUUAAAUAAACCUGUCAUUAUUGCUUACUUUGAUUACACAUUUGUUGUUUCCUUUCUUCACACACUAGAUUGAUGAUUCAUUUCAUGAGACUUGCUACUCUUUUCUUAGGGUUUUUCCUCAAAUAUUCUUUGCCAAACUCAAUUGGCAAAUUCAGUUACAGAGAUAGGGAGAUGGAGUCAAGUGACUCUUUUCACUUUAAAAGAAGGGACAUAGGGAGCUGAAAAAUUAAGAAAAGACUAGAUAGCACAAUAGAUAGGUACAUACACUUUUUAUGUGCGGAAUUACAGCAGCAACAGUUGCAGCAGAUACCAGUCAGUCAGCUGGAAGUGCCAGAUUCUGGACUUCAGCCGAGGUUGCAAGGUGGCAACAAAAGGAUGUAAUAUUGAGGGAAGAAUAAGAACUAGAAAUGCAGCAAACAGAAAUGAGUACUUUUACAAUCCACUUGGGAUUGGGAUGAGCCCACCCC
Messenger RNA from Talpa occidentalis (Iberian mole), 3253 nucleotides. It is a transcript of the gene SMAD1, whose product is annotated as SMAD family member 1. Gene Ontology annotation, cellular component: heteromeric SMAD protein complex. The record is from RefSeq and is a predicted model, not a curated record. Gene Ontology annotation, molecular function: RNA polymerase II cis-regulatory region sequence-specific DNA binding; DNA-binding transcription factor activity, RNA polymerase II-specific; I-SMAD binding. The transcript is spliced from 7 exons. NCBI's taxonomy places the organism in Eukaryota, Metazoa, Chordata, Mammalia, Eulipotyphla, Talpidae. Gene Ontology annotation, biological process: anatomical structure morphogenesis; regulation of transcription by RNA polymerase II; transforming growth factor beta receptor signaling pathway. Bases 217 to 1614 code for a protein of 465 amino acids.